Molecule: messenger RNA, 1019 nt
Organism: Pocillopora meandrina
Lineage: Eukaryota; Metazoa; Cnidaria; Anthozoa; Scleractinia; Pocilloporidae
Source: the annotation of a GenBank genome assembly
AUGUUUUCUUCGAGGCGAAUAACGUCUGUGAAAAUGAUGGAAAGCAAUUCUAAACGCUCAUUUAUAAAAGCAAACAUCCUCAAAUCCUACACAGGAAGUAUUUCCCGUCAUGUAACCAUAAUGUUUGUUGGUAAUACACCUACCCAAGCAUAUUACCAAAAAUGGCACCUGAAAGGACCUGCAUGUAAUAGAACAAUAAAGUCAGCAUCACAGAUCAAGCUGAAGUAUUUGAGAAAUCUCAUAGGAGCAAGAAGGGAUAUAAAAAAAAAAAAAGAAAGAAGAAAACAAUUGUAGAGCAAAAUAAGGAAAGAAGUGAUUUCAGUGAUUGGUAUAAACGUGAUGUGAUUGAAAUAGAAAGGAAAAUCAUGGAGAAUAUUGCAAAAAAGAAAUCAGUUGAAAACCAUGUUUAUUCAGUGUUGUCCAGAUACAAGAAGAAAUCUGGCUUGUUUUUACAUUUGAGAUAUAAAACAGAGUAUGAAAGAAGGGAGAAAGGACUAGAUCAUGACAAAGAAGUAUUAAAACCAAGAUUCCAGGCAGGUACUGAGUCAAUUUGGAGGCCACAAAUAUCAACUGAGUCAAAGGAUGAUUCAUGCAGCAGCAGCCCAUCUGACCAGUCAUUCCGGAAUGAAAAGAUUAUCAUUCCUUUAUUGAAAAAGCAGAAUUAUUUGGAAGUUGAGCAGUGUUCUAAUGAAUGGAGAGCACUAAGAGUUGGGAUUAUCACUGCAAGCAAGGUUCCAUCUCUCCUAGGAUUUAAUGGUGUGAAAGAGUUUGACAAUGGAUGGUUUGCAAUAAAGAACAGAAUUGAUGAACAUGUUUUAAAUCCAAAAAGGAAUAAAUUACCAAAUUUUAUUAGAGGCAAGCAACAGGAACAAAAUGCAAUACAACAAUUUCAAAAUGACCGUAAAAUGGGUGUCUCUCAGUGUGGGUACUUCAAACAUCCUUCUGAUAGCAGAUUUGGAGCCAGUCCUGAUGGAGUGAGCACUGGGCGGCAGCAGUUUUUGGUUGAAAUAAAAACCUGA